AUAGCAGUUGAUGGGUACUGAAGAGUGUCUUGCGAGCUUGUUGUAAUACACGUCCCCUGUUGUAGUGCUUUAUGUGCACCGCAGUUGCUGUCUGUUUCUUGUACUGAAGAGUGACUCGCACGCUUGUUGUAGUACCCGUUUUCUAUUUCUGGUGCUGUAUACACACUGCAGUCGCUAUCUAUGAUUUGCUAAAUGAGAAUGACUGUUAGCAACAUCUUAAGUAAGUCACUUCCAAUCGAUCUUCUUAAAAUCUGGGAUUAGGUGAUUGAAUGGAUACCCUGGAAUGAAGGCAUCUAAUCGUGUUAGAUCUAGUUUGACUUUUAGUGAGAAGUACAGUGGUAUGCAUGUCAGGGGAAGGAAGAAGGUCCUUUGGCUCACUUUAGAAAAAGAAUGUGUCUGAAAUGGGUUCUGUGGGUAUCGAGAAUAAGAUGCAAUUAAUCAAUAUUUUGGAAUGAUUUUUUAUGGUCAUUUCGGUUUGGGUUGUUCUUUUGACAUGGUAACAGGCUCUGACAAGUGUUGGCGAGACACAGAGAGAGAGAGAGAGAGAGAGAGAGAGAGAGAGAGAAAGUGGGGUGGAUGGAACCUUGUACGCCCAGUGUUUCAGGAGGAGCAGAAGCAGUUUUAGCUCUUCAGGAAAAUUCUUCAAUCUCUGUUGCUUAUCACCCUCUUUAUGGCCCACAUGAUGACCUAAUUCUUCUUGAGCUUGAUGAGAAGCUUCUUGAUGAUGUCAUUCAUCAGAGGGUUUUUUUAAGGGGCCAUCCUGAUGAAAAUGCAGUUCUCUGUACUCAGUCUAAGACAUAUGCUGUGAAGUUUGUGGGUACUUCUAACUCCGUACUUCUCAUACCCUCUUCAAACCAAGUGCCAGAGGAUGAAGCUUCCCAGGAUGGUAACCAGAAGAAGUGCGAUCAUGAUGUUGCAUCUGUUAUCAAAUCAGCACCGGGUCAUUUGGAGCUUGUUGAGAUUGCUCCUAAACUGGAUAAGCUUAAGCUGCUUCUCUCAGAGAAUCCUUAUAAGCUUGAGGAUGUUUCAGCAAUGGAGAUGGAAGAGAUAGAAACAGAGAAAAUUGGAUUGUAUAGGUGGCAUGAUCUUGUAAAUGAAAUGCAGGCAAGUGAAGAGGAGCUAAAAUCUGGAUUAAAGGCUCUUUCAGCAGUAGAGAUUGGUGGAUAUUGGAGAUUAGUAGAUGAAUCUUGCAUUGGCAUGAUCCUUAAAAUGCUUUUGCACAACUCAGUCUUGAAUGACUGGAUGCUGAGUGCACUUGAUGAAGAUGAAGUUCUCCAUGUUCUGGAAGCAGAUGGUUUCCCUCGCAUGAUAGCACAUCAUUGUUUAUCAGUGUUUGGUGAUAAGGUCGAUAAGGGUGAAGGUAGAUCUGUCUGGAGACUAAAUGAGAGACGGGUUUGUGUGCAUUAUGCCAGAGAUGUCCUCAGAGAAGGAAAAAUGAGAAUCGAUAAUUUUAUUGACGAGUGGAAGAAGAGGGUGCCUGAGGAGAUGGUUGCCAAUAUUCACAUGUUAGACGGCGAAGUUUUGAAGGAAAAGCUUGGGGUUGAAACAUGGGUACGACCAUUUAGGGUUUCGUCAUUGCCAUCUGAUCCAUCUGAGCGGUUCUCCAUUCUUUUCAAAGAACGUCCAAAAUGGGAUGGGAGGGACCUAGAACCCUACAUCAGGGAUCUGAGCGUUCCAGGUCUUUCUUUGGAAGGUUUACUCCUAAAAUUCACCAGGAGAGUGCAAUCUAGCCCUGAAGCAGAACCUGUUUUCAGUGCAAGAUAGUUGGCUGACUUAAGUAGAUUGAAGUUCCUCAGGAACGGAGGGUCGUUUGGUGAUUGGGAAAGUUCAGCACGUCUUUUUUCCGAGCUUCCGCUGGCUCUGGUCCUGAUUGCAAACCUUGAGAAGUGCCUUCCGCCAGUCAACAGAUGCGUGUCUGGUGUCCCAGUGACCAAAUGGAGAUUCACCAUGAUGUUGCUGUGAAGCUCUCCGGUUCGAUCUUGAGCCCUUAAAGACCAUGCAGAUCUCAUUUGAAUGAUUGAUAUCCAGGUCAUCUGAACACUGAGGUGCGUCGAUAGACCAUCCAUUGCCUUUGCACCCUUCUCUUAAUCUCACCUGAUCUUCAACCCGACUAUGCUUUCAUCUGAAAGGAACUCCUCUUCUUCUCCCAAUCUUGGAACUCCACUCAAGCACACUAUCUCGCUCGCAUCGUCAUAUCUGCGUUGCGAUGCCGAGCAUUUUUUAGAGCUCUUUCUUCUCCUCUCCCUCGCGUUUCCUCUGUUUUCACCGAGGACAUGUCAAGCCUUGCACCCUGCAUCCAGCAACACAGGCGAGGUUUGGUGGAUCCUUAGGGAGGAAGUGGAAGGAAUAGUGCAUCUAGCGACCUUGAUGUAAUAUUAAUUCGUUAACUUUUUCUUUUUUUAAUAAUUUACCAU
This is a messenger RNA of Eucalyptus grandis, 2414 nucleotides long. Its product is annotated as sister chromatid cohesion protein DCC1. Gene Ontology annotation, biological process: mitotic sister chromatid cohesion; maintenance of mitotic sister chromatid cohesion. The coding region runs from base 577 to 1764 and encodes 395 amino acids. NCBI's taxonomy places the organism in Eukaryota, Viridiplantae, Streptophyta, Magnoliopsida, Myrtales, Myrtaceae. The record is from RefSeq and is a predicted model, not a curated record. Gene Ontology annotation, cellular component: chromatin; nucleus; Ctf18 RFC-like complex. The transcript has 4 exons.